Molecule: messenger RNA, 1026 nt
Organism: Clonostachys rhizophaga
Lineage: Eukaryota; Fungi; Ascomycota; Sordariomycetes; Hypocreales; Bionectriaceae
Source: the annotation of a GenBank genome assembly
AUGCCUCCCAUUCCGUCGAAGUCGCCCCUCCCCCGCCUCAUCACAUACUUCCAGACUCACCACGACUCGGACGGCAACGCCAUCUCGGUGCUGCCGCUCAUCACCCAGCCCGGCAUCUCGCUCACGCACCUGAUCCUCGCCGCCAUCCACAUAAACGAUGAUCCCGCCGCGCUCACGCUGAACGACCACCACCCGUCGCACCCCCGGUUCCAGACUCUCUGGGCCGAGCUGCGGGUGCUGCAGGCCUUGGGCAUCAAGGUCAUGGGCAUGCUGGGCGGCGCCGCUCCGGGCAGCUAUCAGCGCCUGGACGGCUCAGCCGAGCAGUUUGAGCGCUACUACACGCCCGUGCGCGACCUGAUCCGCGAGCAUGCCCUGGACGGGCUGGACCUCGACGUCGAGGAGGAGACCAGCCUCGACGGCAUCAUCCGCCUCAUCGACCGGCUGCGCAGCGACUUUGGCCCGGCGUUCAUCAUCACGCUGGCCCCCGUCGCCGCCGCCAUGCUCGACUUCACCAAGAACCUCAGCGGCUUCGACUACGAGGCGCUCGAGGUGAUGCGCGGCAAGGACAUUGCCUGGUACAAUACGCAGUUCUACUGCGGCUGGGGCGACUGCAGCAACCCGCUCAUGUACAACAUGAUGCGGUACAAGGGCUGGCCGCCGGAGAAGCUCGUCAUCGGUCUGGUGACCAACCCUGAGAAUGGCAACGGCUUUGUGCCCUUUGAGAUGCUCGGCGGGGUUCUGAAUGUCCUCGGGGCGGCGCAUGGCAAGCAGUUUGGGGGCGUCAUGGGCUGGGAGUAUUUCAAUAGCAUGCCUGGAGGUCGGGAGCGGCCCUGGGAAUGGGCCAAGUUCAUGACGGGUUUACUUAGAGGUCACUCCUUGGAGCCUGAGAAGAAGGAGAUAGAGCCUGAGAGGAAAGAGGAAAAGACAAAAGCUUCUGUAGAAGUUGAUGCGGAUUCGCCUGAUGGCGCUCCCCCACAGCUUCCCAAAGCAUUCGAAUAUCACUCGGAGGGACUCGAGGAAGAUUAG